Pisolithus orientalis is the source of this 3957-nucleotide messenger RNA. RefSeq lists its product as uncharacterized. Lineage: Eukaryota; Fungi; Basidiomycota; Agaricomycetes; Boletales; Pisolithaceae. Bases 1 to 3957 code for a protein of 1318 amino acids. The transcript is spliced from 19 exons. The record is from RefSeq and is a predicted model, not a curated record. Gene Ontology annotation, molecular function: ATP hydrolysis activity; ATPase-coupled intramembrane lipid carrier activity; magnesium ion binding. Gene Ontology annotation, biological process: phospholipid translocation. Gene Ontology annotation, cellular component: plasma membrane.
AUGUCCCCAACUUCUACUCGGACUGCCAAAGGUCGGCCGAAGAAGGAGUACGUUUACUGCACGAACCAGGUCAUAACUUCAAAGUACACUGUUAUCACUUUCCUCCCUCGCAAUCUGCUAGAACACUUCUUCGCUUUCAUUGCUAUCCUUCAGUUUUUCCCUGAAUUUGCAACUAUCUCGCCUGGUCUCGUCAUUCUUCCUCUUCUCAUUGUCUUGGGCAUCACGGCCGUCAAGGAUGGCUAUGAGGAUAUCAAGCGUCACCAGUCAGACCGCCAAGUUAAUCAUUCCCGCGUGCGCGUCUUGAACGGCGGUGGGUGGACUAAUCCCAACUUCAUUGGAAGCAAGAGCCGCACGUUCGUCAGGGGCAUUGCUCCAAGGGUUCUCCCAAAACGUCACCGGGGCCGUAACGAGGAUGUUGAAACGACCAUAUCUGCCGAUGUAGAGCACGAUACGGACGCUGAGUUAGAUGAGGGGAUCUCACUACCGGACGGGAAACACCACCUCUUCAGUGGCGGCCACAAGGUUGCCCGUGCGCACUGGAAGAAGACGUUGUGGGAAGAUGUUCGUGUGGGUGACUUUAUCAAAAUCAUGAACAACGAACCUAUACCUGCGGACGUCUUGAUAUGCGCUACGUCAGAGGAGGAUAAUGUGGCUUAUGUUGAGACAAAGAAUCUCGACGGGGAAACAAACCUCAAGUCUCGGAAUGCUUCCCCAGGGCUUACUGAUUUACGCACAGCUGCCGACUGCGCCGACAAAUUCAACGCCUUUUCCAUCGAUUGCGAGCGUCCAGAUACCAAUAUGUACAGGCUAAAUGCAACGGUAUCCCGCAACGGUGACAGAUAUCCCAUUGACAUACAAAUGGUUCUUCUUCGUGGCACUGUUCUUCGAAAUACCGAUUGGGCAAUCGGUGUCGUUCUAUUUGCAGGAGAAGAUUCCAAGAUAGUCCGAAACUCGGGCGGCACUCCCAGUAAACGAAGCAGAGUGGAACGCCAAACCAAUCCACAAGUCUUCAUAAACCUUGCUAUCCUUGCCGCUAUGGCCGCAGUAUGCGGUAUUGCUGACUACAAGAUCGAGUCGCGACUAUAUCCCGAGGGCGCUCCUUGGCUUUACGGUGAUAAUACGUCUGGAGACAACCCCGGGAUUAAUGGCUUCUUUACGUGGGCGUUUGCAUUGAUCACUUUCCAGAACAUCGUGCCAAUAUCGCUGUACAUAUCUAUAGAGGGUGUAAAGACGUGUCAAGCGUUGUUCAUAUACUUCGACUAUGAAAUGUUCUAUAAGAAGACGGGGCAACCUACCCUGGCUAGGAGCUACAAUCUCUCCGAUGACCUUGGGCAGAUUGAGUACAUCUUCUCCGACAAAACUGGGACGCUUACAGAGAAUUCGAUGGUUUUCAGGGAGUGUUCCAUAGGGGGAGUCGUUUACUACGGUGACCACGAGAUGGAGUCAGAUGUUGAAGCGCAACACACGGGAGGUGAUGGUAAUGAUAGGGAGAGUCCUGUUUCACCGGCAGAUGUCAAGUUGUCUAGCGGUGUUCGCCAGCACUUUAAGGACAAUCAACUCUCGCAAGACCUUGCAAGUGCUGUCGAUGCAGAGCCUGGCUCCGACAACGCUGCGCACGCACGUUCACUUAAUGGCUUUUUCUCUGUUCUUGCGUUAUGCCACACUGUCCUGGCAGUUGUGGAUCCUCACACUGGAGCUAUCGAGUACAAGGCUCAAUCUCCCGACGAAGCUGCUCUCGUCCAAGCAGCGGCUGAUAUGGGCUUCGUCUUCCGCGGGCGAGACAAGGAGGUAUUGAAGCUCCAAACUCCCUUUUCGACUGAGGUUGAACGCUACGAGCUACUUAACAUCCUGGAAUUCACUAGCGUUCGUAAACGCAUGAGUGUUAUCGUGCGCAAAUUGGAUGAAGUGGAUUCUCGGCUGUUCUUGUUGACGAAGGGAGCCGACAGCGUCAUUUUUGAGAGACUAAAGGCGGGCGGGGAUGAGCUUAAACGAGCAACUGAACAACACCUGGAUGGUUUUGCAGGUGCAGGACUGCGCACUCUGACAUUGGCUUACAAAGUUAUACCAGAUGAUGAGUACGAGGCUUGGAACGAACGAUAUCAGCGUGCGGCCACUUCACUAGAAGAUCGUGAAGGCAACGUUGAGGCCGCUUGCAAUGAGAUUGAGCGGGAACUUCGUUUACUUGGUGCGACGGCAAUCGAGGACCGCCUUCAAGAUGGCGUUCCGGAAACAAUUGCUGACCUGAAGCUGGCUGGCAUAAAGAUAUGGGUGGCUACCGGAGACAAGCUAGAAACUGCUAUAGCUAUCGGUCAUAGUACAAAUCUCAUCGCUGAUGAUUCGAACAUCAUAGUCAUACGCGGUGGCGAUCAGGGACGAUCGGUCUUUGAACAGUUGGUUCAGGCUCUGGAAGACUUCUUCCCCGACAGCGAUGUGCUUAAAGGCGACUCCGUGCGUCUGGAAACAUCGCAGUAUCAAGAAUCCGAGACGCCUUACGCUAUGCGUCGUCUUAGUACAGGGGUGACGUCGCUUGUAGGCGAAGACAAUGGUCGACGACCAGGGGGCUACGUUCUUGUUAUUGAUGGCGCUGCACUAGGAAAUGCCCUCUCGGACGACCACCACAAAAAACUCCUACUGAGUCUCGGAACACAGUGCGAAGGGGUCAUAUGUUGUCGUGUAUCGCCACUCCAGAAAGCUCUUGUUGUCAAACUCGUAAAGGAUGGAUUGCAUGCAAUGACUCUGGCGAUUGGUGAUGGUGCCAACGACGUUAGCAUGAUACAGGCCGCUGAUGUUGGCUGUCUUCAAGCUGUCAACUCUUCAGAUUAUGCCAUUGCUCAGUUCCGGUUCCUGAAGCGGCUCCUCCUUGUCCAUGGACACUGGUCUUACGCCCGCAAUGGUUCAAUGAUCCUCAACUUUUUCUACAAGAAUAUAGUGUGCAUUGGGGUUCUCUGGUGGUUCCAGAUAUAUUGUGGAUGGAGCUCAGCAUACGCUUUCAACUAUACCUAUCCUCCUUUUCUGGAAUUCGUGUUGGGUAUCGGUUUGUUUGACCGCAUUGUUGAUGCUGACAUCCUUAUGGCAUUUCCGGAGCUCUACCGGUACGGCCGCGAGCGAACGUGGUUCACACUGAAAUCUUUCUGUGGGUAUAUGUUGGAUGGAGUCGUACAGUCCGUUCCGCUGUAUUUUUUGAUUACCUACGCGUACUUCACGACAACGGCUCGGAGUGAUGGCUAUGAUAUUGCCUUGUACGAGUACUCAACAACCAUGGUGUUCGCCAGUGUUACUGUAGCCUGCCUCUAUAGCGGCCUCAACACCAACGUAUGGACAGCAUGGGUUUUCGUUGCAGUCUUCAUAGGCAUAGUGCUAUUGUGGUUAUUCACUGUGGUAUAUAACUCGAUUAGUCCAGGCUGGUUCGUGACGGGCGUUUACGGAAACAACCACUUCCUCUUCAGGUCUGCAUACUUUUGGCUAUGUCUUCUCCUGACCGGCUACGCUCCAGGGGAUUUGGAGAUCUUGCGUUAUAUCAGGAAAAAGCAUCCUGAACUCGACAUUGCGAAGGCUUGUCGCCUGGGACCACACGACCAACACUCAAGGACCUCGUUGAGACUGAGGUCGUCUUCACGAAUGUCACGGCCGUUAUCAGUCGCGUCGAUCGUUGGCGGCACGCCCACAGAUCGUAGCGUAGACCACGCAUCUGCGGACCACUCAAGACCACAAGAUGUUCGUCGGGCGAGUCACACUGACAUGUCCACCGGUGUGCGCUCGGUACACCGUGGCUUCGACUUUGCAACAGAGGAAGGGGGUGUUGCCAUGCGUCGAAUACAGACCGACCUGUCAGAGCGCUGGCAGAGCAACCGCCAUUUACCCCUUGCGAAGGCACAACCACUGAAGAAGAAAGCAUCGAUACGCAUCUUCUCGUCCCUACGGCGAAAGAAACCCCCUACUCCCAAUAGAGAUUCAUAA